AUGCAAUGGGAUCAUGGCUUCCAUAAACUGAACCAUUGUUAUGCUGAUAACAUAACCACAAUCACAUGUAACAGGAUCAAAGGUCCGAACCAUUUCAGAAUACCAGAGAACCAAGUGUCAAAGAACCAGCAUAUGUAUCUAUACCCCACCUCACAGAUAAAUUCCAAUCAAAACAAGACUUCUAGUGACAAUCAGAGUCAGAAGACCUUUAUCCGAACACCUAGUCUAUGCACAAAGGGUGCAAGACAAAAGACAUUGUCAAGAGAAUCUCGUCUGAGUGUGGUAUCUCAUACCUCCUCACAUGUGUCAACAAAACACGGGAUUCGACACACUAGUAGAAAAACACUUGUUAAGUCGGUUAAAAACAACUUAAGACGAUUGCAAACCUGA
This is a messenger RNA of Vicia faba (fava bean), 390 nucleotides long. The record is from the annotation of a GenBank genome assembly. Lineage: Eukaryota; Viridiplantae; Streptophyta; Magnoliopsida; Fabales; Fabaceae.